This is a messenger RNA of Cydia pomonella (codling moth), 7679 nucleotides long. RefSeq names its product zonadhesin-like. NCBI's taxonomy places the organism in Eukaryota, Metazoa, Arthropoda, Insecta, Lepidoptera, Tortricidae. The coding region runs from base 81 to 5156 and encodes 1691 amino acids. The record is from RefSeq and is a predicted model, not a curated record. The transcript is spliced from 28 exons.
AUAUUAAUGCAACUACAGAGAUUUAGGUGUUUUAUAGUUACUCGUAGAAUUGCUUUUGAAACUAACUCGGUUCGUUUGCUAUGAAAGAUUAUUUAUGUAUCGUUUUACAUACAGCAUGCGGCGGCGAUGAUAACGCCAUACGAGGAUGUGGCACUUAUUGCAACCAAAGGUGUUCUGACGUGGGUAAACCACCAAAAAUUUGCCCCCCAGGUUGCAUAUACAAUGGUUGCAAAUGCAAGGAUGGUUACUUUUAUGAUUCUAAUAUCAAAAAAUGCGUUAAGAAAGAGGACUGCACACCUAUUUGCGGUCUUCAUGAACAAUUCAGCUCUUGCAUCAAUGGAGGAUGCGAUCCACGAAACUGCAGUCAACUUGGCAAACCGGUGCCCUGCAUAAAAAUUGACCCCAAAUAUUGCAUCAAGGGAUGCGUUUGCGUAAAGGGCUACUUGAGAGCCAAAAACGGAACUUGUGUGCCAGAGAAUCAAUGCAAUGUGAACCCCCCAAUAUGCCCUAAAAACGAAGAAUACUCCAAUUGCAGCAGUUGUAUGGUGAGACGAUGCUCUGAAUUGGGUUACCCAUUAAACUGUGAUAAGUGCAAGCCAGGAUGCAUCUGCAAAGGCGGCUUACUACGAGCUGAUGAUGGUACCUGCAUCCCAUCAGGCGAUUGUCCAUCAUGUGGUGGCGAUGACAACGCCGAACAAGGUUGUGGUAGUUAUUGCAACCAAAAGUGUUCUGACGUUGGUAAACCACCAGGACUUUGCCCUAUUGGAUGCAUAUACAAUGGCUGUAAAUGCAAGGAUGGUUACUUUUAUGAUUCGAAUAUCAAAAAAUGCGUCAGGCCAAAGGAUUGCACACCCACAUGUGGAAUUAACGAGGUACUGAGCUCUUGCAUCAACGGAUAUUGCGGCCACAGAAAUUGUAGCGAACUCGGCGGACCAAUAUUAUGUGUGGACCCACCUCCUGGCGGGUGUAUCAAGGGCUGCGUCUGCGCCGAUGGAUAUCUGCGAGCUGAUAAUGGAACUUGUGUCCCUAAGGACCAGUGUGGUUGUGGCGGCGAUCCUAACGCAGAGAAAGGAUGUGGAUAUCAUUGUGGAAAUACUUGUACUACUUAUUCGGUUAUACGUCCCAUUUGCCCACGCAUACCUUGCAAACCUAAUGGUUGCGAGUGUAAAAAGGGCUUCGUGUAUGACAUAAAUCUAAAGCAAUGCGUCUUACCAAAGGAUUGCACACCUAUGUGUGGUCUUCACGAACAAUUCAGCUCUUGCAUAAACGGAGGAUGUGGUCACAGAAACUGCAGUCAGAUUGGACAACCAGUAAUAUGUAUAGACCCGAUCCCAAGCGCUUGUAUCAAGGGGUGCAUCUGCGUUAAAGGUUAUCUGCGGGAUGGCAAAGGAAAAUGUGUUCCUGAAAAAGAAUGCCCCUCAAAAUGCGGGCUAAACGAGGUAUACGACGAAUGCCCCGCGCCCUGCCCACCCAAGAAGUGCAACGUCAACGAAGCGCUUAUCAGAUGCAAGGCACCGCCGAAGCCGGGCGACCCUGAGUGCAAACCGGGAUGCCGGUGUGCUGACAACUAUUACAGAAACGCUACAGGAACUUGUGUGCUGAAGAAAAAUUGCGAAAAACCACUGUCGUGUCCAUACAACGAACAGUAUGAUCCUUGUCCUGCAAUCUGCCCUCCUCAAGAAUGUGGCAUUGACCCCGCUGUGAUUCUCUGCAUGCGAAACCCAGAAUAUGGUGAUCCUAGAUGUAAGCCAGGCUGUGUGUGCAAGGACGGAGAGGUACGGAAUGAUGCCAAACAAUGUGUCCCCAAGGAUAAAUGCCCAAAAAAAUGCGGUAAAAACGAGCACUAUGAGCAAUGCUACUAUAACUGCGGCGGCAACCAGACUUGCGACGACAUCGGCAAAAAAUGGAAUUGCCCCGCGAAACCGAAGUGCUUGAGCGGUUGCAGGUGCGACGACGGAUACUGGAGGGACAAGAACGGCAGGUGCAUACCGGAAGAUCAGUGUCCAAAAAAAUGCGGUAAAAACGAGCACUAUGAGCAAUGCUACUAUAACUGCGUUGGCAACCAGACUUGCGACGACAUCGGCAAGAAAUGGAGUUGCCCCGCGAAACCGAAGUGCCUGAGCGGUUGCAGGUGCGACAAGGGAUACUGGAGGGACAAGUACGGCAGGUGCAUACCGGAAAAUCAGUGUCCAAAACAAUGUGGUAAAAACGAGCACUGGGACACAUGCUACCUCAACUGCGGCGUCGGUCAGAGUUGUGAGGAUAUCGGGAAGAACUGGACCUGCCCCGAUCAGCCGCAAUGCCAGGUCGGCUGCAGGUGCGACGUAGGAUACUGGAGGAAUAAGAAAGGGAUAUGCAUUCCGGAAAAGGAAUGCCCAAUACAACGCUGCGGCAAGAACGAAUAUUGGGAGCCUUGUAUUCCAGACUGCCGCAACCAGUCAUGCAACUUGUUGGGUAAACCGCCAGGGAGCUGCCCUGGUCGGAGAGUAGGGCAGUGCAACAGUGGUUGCAGGUGCUUGCCCAAACAUUACAGGGAUUGGACUGGCACUUGUAUUCCAGAGAGCGAAUGUCCCACAUGUGAACAAUGGAACGAAGACUGGGUGCACUGCAUUCAAGACUGUGCGAAGCAAACUUGCGAAGAACUAAUCACGGGAAAAGUGAACCAGUGCCCCGAGAAACCAGGAGGCAUAUGCCCCGGCGGUUCUGGGUGCCGAUGCAGGCAGGGUGCAUACAGGAAUGCAUCUAAUAUUUGCGUGCCGAGAGAAGAAUGCCCAAAACAAUGCGGUACAAACGAGCACUAUGAGCAAUGCUACUAUAACUGCGGCGGCAACCAGACUUGCGACGACAUCGGCAAGAAAUGGAGUUGCCCCGCGAAACCGAAGUGCCUGAGCGGUUGCAGGUGCGACAAGGGAUACUGGAGGGACAAGUACCACAGGUGCAUACCGGAAAAUCAGUGUCCAAAACAAUGUGGUAAAAACGAGCACUGGGUCACAUGCUACCGCAACUGCGGCGUCGGUCAGAGUUGUGAGGAUGUCGGGAAGAACUGGACCUGCUCCGAUCAGCCGCAAUGCCAGUUCGGCUGCAGGUGCGACAUAGGAUACUGGAGGAAUAAGAAAGGGAUAUGCAUUCCGGAAAAGGAAUGCCCAAUACAACGCUGCGGCAAGAACGAAUAUUGGGAGCCUUGUAUUCAAGACUGCCGCAACCAGUCAUGCAACUUGUUGGGUAAACCGGCGGGGAGCUGCCCUGCUCGGAGAGUAGGGCAGUGCAACAGUGGUUGCAGGUGCUUGCCCAAACAUUACAGGGAUUGGACUGGCACUUGUAUUCCAGAGAGCGAAUGUCCCAGAUGUGAACAAUGGAACGAAGACUGGGUGCACUGCAUUCAAGACUGUGCGAAGCAAACUUGCGAAGAACUAAUCACGGGAAAAGUGAACCAGUGCCCCAAGAAACCAGGAGGCAUAUGCCCCGGCGGUUCUGGGUGCCGAUGCAGGCAGGGUGCAUACAGGAAUGCAUCUAAUAUUUGCGUGACGAAAGAAAAUUGCCCCCCAGGAAAGUGUCCACCUGGCGAAGUAUGGAACUGGUGUCCAGCCGUCAAAUGCGAAGCGGACUACUGUGCAAAGAGUAAAGACUCGCCGACAAGAUGCCCGAUUGGGAUAGUCUGUGAUCCGCCCAGAUGCGAGUGCGAGAAAAAUAAAAAGAGAGACAGGAAGACAGGAAAAUGUAUACGGAUUGCUGAUUGUCCACCAUUCCCAUGUCCUCACAAUGAAGAGUACAAAGUAUGUCCGCCGCCGUGCCCCGGAGAGACCUGUUCUGAGUACAUCACAGGGCCCCCAGGGGGACACUGCCCGCAGAACAAGCCUGGGUACAUAUGCACACCACAGUGCAGAUGUUUGAAAGGAUAUUCUAGAAACGACAAAGGCACUUGCAUACCGAGUAAAAACUGCCCUAAUACUUCAAUAACUACUACGGCACCUCCUACGAAUACUUCUGGAACUAGGACUGGUGACAGAGGCUCUGGAUUGUCAGGCGUGCUUGAUGGCAUCACAGCUUUUACUGGAAAAUGUCUAUAUGAUCGCAUGCAAUCGUCACCUAGCGAGAACAUCAUAAUGUCAGCAAUGUCGGUGUUCACUCCGAUAGCCGAGCUUUGUCUGUACACGGAGGACGGUCCCGCCUUUGAUCAGUGCAUUAAAAUACUUAACUUGAAGGACAAAAAAGAUAUCCGAGAUACCUUUGCCAAUUUCUCCUCCUUAUACGAAGGUGUGACCAGUGUUAACUUUUCCACUGCCGCCAAAGUGUAUUCCAAUGAGAAAUACGAGCUGAGCGCUGGUUUCAUAAAAGAUGCCAUUGAAGUCUUCCACGCCGCAGCACAAAAUCUUGAUUUUAGCAAAAACGUUGAAGCAGCAGCUAUAAUGAAUGCCUGGGUUGAGAGUCAAACUAACAAUCGUAUUAAGAAUUUAGUUACACCAGAUAUGAUAAGUGCAUUAACAAGACUUGUACUCAUCAAUGCUAUUUACUUCAAGGGUAAUUGGCUUUACAGAUUUAACGAAACUAAUACGAAAGAAGAAGAUUUCUAUCUAAGUGAUGGUUCAACUGCGAAAGUAAAGUUGAUGUAUCAAGAGAUUAAUGAUCUUGAGUAUGGAGAAGUUCCUUCCUUAGACUGCAAGGUGGUUCGAAUCCUGUACACAGGCAAAGAAAGCUCCGCGAUCAUUAUUUUGCCAAACAGCAUUAACGGCACAAUGCAAUUGGCGAAAGACCUGCAAAAUACAGCAAAUUGGAAAAAAGUCAUAGAUAGCCUUUAUCCUCAAAAAGUGAAACUGUAUUUACCAAAGUUUGUCAUGAGUACAACUACAGACUUAAAGGUUUUGUUACAGAAGGCUAAUAUUACCCAUUGGUUUGAUUGUGCAAACUCUGGGCUAUCGGGAAUUUUGGCCAAACCAGAAGAUAUCUGCAUUUCUGCAGCCAGGCAAAAAGCGUGGUGCGAAUUUAGUGAAGUAGGAACAGAGGCUGCGGCAGCUAAUGUUAUAUUAGGUCCUGGUAGUCCACCAAGUCCAAUAGCUCAACCGGUCUUUAAAGCUAACCGUAGCUUCCUGUUUUAUAUUGUACUAAAGAGUGCCAACGAUAUGCCUAUUUUCUGUGGAAAAUACGGAAAUCCUAAUUGAGUAAGAACAAAUAAAUAAAUACAUAGCCAAAAUCAAUCAUAUUACCUACUGUGAUAAUGUGACUAAAGUUUAAAGCUUAACCAUUUCAUUUUUUACCUAUUUAAAAUUGAUCUAAGUGUCCAACCUAGUUACAAUUUAAGUUGUCGGCCUGAACAAAUUUGAAGGCCAAUCCUUUAUAAUCCUUUAUAAUCUUACCCGUCAAGCGAGCUUAGUAUUUGAAGAUGUUAUCAUUUCUUUUUGAAUAGUUUUUAUUACAUAAUUAUUAAUUACAACACAAUUAAGUCGGUGGCACAAUAAAAAACAAUAAAUAUAAAUCUAUAAAUAAAACAAAACUUAAGCAAUUUUUAUUUAAAUAUUAUGUUCUCAACCCAAUUAACUAUAUAUGAUUGAUAGCUAGAACCUUUCGUAAAGCGAGGAAGCUGCCUUUCCUUCAGUACAUAACAAUAGUUUCUUUGUCAAUUUUCCUUAGUUUGGAUAUUUUCACAUACUAAGUCCAAAUAUGUAUAUAUAUAUAUAUAUGUAUAUUGUAUAUAGAAAUAUAUCAGAAAAUAAGUAAAAAAGACGACCUAGUAGUUAUUGUGGUAAUUGAACAUUUUCAGCUGGCGGUGGAAGGCCACCACCCCCAGCUCCGCCAGCCCUACCAAAGGAGUUCAGAGCAGAUCACUCUUUCCUUUACUACAUCUAUAUUCGUUCUGUACCUGUGUUCAGUGGAGCACUUCGUCGUUAAGGUCAAAUAUAAAAGCUUUAUACGUGAGCUUCAUAACUGCUGGUUAUAGACAUCAAUAUUGCAGUAUUUUGUAACUAUAUGUUUUAAUUAUUUGAGCAUAAAAUAUAAAUCAAUUCCAUAACUGUUUUCCUUAGUGACAAUGUGGUUGCAUUUUGCCAUUUCCUCAGGCAAUAAUUGAAAUUAUCUUUUUUUUAAUUGGUACUUUUUUAACUAGCCUGUUAUGGUGUCCCACUGCUGGGCAAAGGCCUCUCCCCAAGUCUUCCACAACCCCGACUUUAGUGCCUCUUCCGGCCAGUCGUUGAGAAACAUAUCCAGGUCGUCCCGCAAUCUCCGUCUGGGCCUGCCGCGUCCGCGCCCUUCUGGUGGUAUCCACUUGGUAGCUACACUCCAUUGGUACUAUUAUCCAUUUAUAAUAAAUAAAACAAAAUUAAAUUAAUACUUGUAGUAGAAAUAAGUAUACCGAAACCUAAUACAAAUAUUAAUUUAGCGAGGAAAUUCAUCGACAUUUCUCCGCUGAGCUGUUACUUUGACCUUAGUCUCAUUUGAAAUACUAAAAUAUUUAUUACCUGAGGUGUACAACAAAUCAAUUUGAUACCAAAAUAUUAAUUGCUUAUCGUAAAAAAAAGAGAAAAAACCGGGCAAGUGCGAGUCGGACUCGCGCACGAAGGGUUCCGUACCAUUUAUGACGUAUUAAAAAAACUACUUACUAGAUCUCGUUCAAACCAAUUUUCGGUGGAAGUUUGCAUGGUAAUAUAUAUCUUAUUUUUUUUUAGAUUUUUCAUUCUGUUAUUUUAGAAGUUACAGGGGGGGGGACACACUUUUUUUUCACUUUGGAAAUGUCUCUCGCGCAAACUAUUCAGUUUAGAAAAAAAUGAUAUUAGAAACCUACAUAUCAUUUUUGAAGACCUAUCCAUAGAUACCCCACGCGUAUGGGUUUGAUGAAAAAAAAAUUAUUUUUUUAUUUUAUGACGUGUUAAAAAAACUACUUACUAGAUCUCGUUCAAACCAAUUUUCGGUGGAAGUUUGCAUGGCAAUGUAUAUCAUAUAUUUUUUUUUGGAUUUUUCAUUCUGUUAUUUUAGAAGUUACGGGGGGGGGGGACACAUUUUACCACUUUGGAAGUGUCUCUCGCGCAAACUAUUCAGUUUAAAAAAAAAAUGAUAUUAGAAACCUCAAUAUCAUUUUUAAAGACCUAUCCAUAGAUACCCCACACGUAUGGGUUUGAUGAAAAAAGAUUUUUCGAUUUUCAGUUCUAAGUAUGGAGAACCCCCAAAAUUUAUUGUUUUUUUUUUCUAUGUUUGUGUAAAAAUCCAAAUGCGGUUCAUAGAAUACAAUUACUUACCAAGUUUGAACAGUAUAGCUCUUAUAGUUUCGGAAAAAAGUGGCGGUGACAUAAUCGGACAGACAGACGGACAUGACGAAUCUAUAAGGGUUCCGUUUUUUGCCAUUUGGCUACGGAACCCUAAAAAUGCUCUAGAGCAGAUUCGUAUCAUCUUCUGCACAAUUUUAGAACAGCAACGAACCACUUUCAGAGCACUGCAUGAGAAAUGAAAAAAUGUAACUUCUUUUAUUUUGUAUAUUAUAAAUUUAUAACUAAAAUUCACAUCAAGCAAAUACAUGUGAAGUUUUACCGUUUAAUAAAUCGUAUUGGGUUUUCGUAUUUUAACUUGACUUUAUUCCAAAACAGGAGUUAUAAUAUGGGUAAUCGUCUUUAUUUCAAUCCCAUCUCUUCGACAGUUGGUUCUUAGCUUGUUAGCAUGUGUAUUGGUCCAUUAUGUCUUGGAAAAUAAAUUAAAAC